UAAACCAUGUUUCCAUAAUUUGGUACUCCCUCUCUCUCCCUCUCGGGAUGAACGCGUUUCUGAUUCUCUUUCCGCAUUGAGGAUGGAGAUGGUGGUGCCCUUCCUUCCGGUUUAAGCCAGUCUCUCCGCCAUCUCUGCAAGGUGCCCAUUGAUUUCUCAUCGCAUUACGACGACUGGUCUCCGUCUUGUUAUUCGGGUGGUUCUUGAUUGGGAACCAGAUCUGAGUGAUUAGGUGCGGUGGAAUACUGAGAAUGGGUCUCGUCUUCUCCAGGCUCUUCUCUUCACUCUUUGGGAACAGGGAAGCCAGGAUCCUUGUGUUGGGUCUCGACAAUGCCGGAAAGACGACGAUCCUUUAUCGUCUGCAGAUGGGAGAAGUCGUGUCUACGAUUCCAACUAUUGGAUUCAACGUGGAGACAGUGCAGUACAACAACAUUAAGUUCCAAGUCUGGGAUCUCGGUGGACAGACAAGCAUCAGGCCAUAUUGGAGAUGUUAUUUUCCAAACACUCAGGCAAUUAUAUAUGUAGUCGACUCGAGUGACACAGACAGGCUAGUAAUAGCGAAAGACGAAUUUCAUGCCAUUUUAGAGGAAGAAGAGCUAAAAGGCGCCGUUGUUCUGAUUUAUGCUAACAAGCAGGAUCUUCCCGGUGCACUUGAUGAUGCUGCUAUUACUGAAGCACUUGAACUCCACAAGAUAAAAAAUAGACAAUGGUCUAUCUUUAAAACAUCUGCUAUUAAAGGAGAAGGCCUCUUUGAGGGCUUGGACUGGUUGAGUAAUACACUUAAAGCCGGUGGUGGUUAAUAUGAUGCACUUUAUUUCAAAGUAUGAUUGAGAUUUUUCCAAAUGUUCUGGAGCAGCGGAGGAAAUUUAUGGAGCAUCGGUAGUCAAUGUGUUGGGUCUGGGGCAAAACCAUCUCCACUUUACAUCGUAUGUAUGGAGUUAAGAGUGAAAAACGGAAUGGUCUUACAUCAAUUUUUUACAUGGAGACUUUUAUUUCUUUUUCUUGUGUUAAUUGCAUUUGCCUUUUACUUUAUCCCUUGUGGAGCUGGGGUUGAAAUCAUGCUCCAAUUGUACUACUGUAGAAAGAAAAACAACGGUUACUGUAGCUCUGUUCAACUGGAAGUAGCAAACGAGAGAUGUCUAGAAUUGGUCGGAUCAA
Molecule: messenger RNA, 1158 nt
Organism: Nymphaea colorata (pocket water lily)
Lineage: Eukaryota; Viridiplantae; Streptophyta; Magnoliopsida; Nymphaeales; Nymphaeaceae
Product: ADP-ribosylation factor 1
Exons: 9
Coding region: 252-800 (182 amino acids)
Biological process (GO): vesicle-mediated transport; intracellular protein transport
Cellular component (GO): cytoplasm; Golgi apparatus
Molecular function (GO): GTP binding; GTPase activity
Source: RefSeq, a predicted model, not a curated record